Paralichthys olivaceus (Japanese flounder) is the source of this 1599-nucleotide messenger RNA. Lineage: Eukaryota; Metazoa; Chordata; Actinopteri; Pleuronectiformes; Paralichthyidae. The record is from RefSeq and is a predicted model, not a curated record.
CUCAUCAUAUUAGAAGUUCAUCCUCUUCAGCAGGGGGGGGGGGGGGUCAUGUGAACAUAUAGUUCCAUUAACUGUAGAAUCUCCUUCAGCACUAAGUUCAUGUGUCACACUGUCCUCUGCUCCCCGGUGACUGGACCCGAGGACAGGGCGUCUUUAAACUGGGGGAACCGGGACAGGACACGGUGGAGCUCCGGGGAGCAGAAGCAGCACCAUGGAGUGAAUGACCUGGUCACCUGUGGAGGAGACGCUGCAGGACCUCCUCCUCCUCCAUCCUCCUCCUCCAUCCUCCUCUUCAUCAUCACACCUUCACGGUCCACACACUUCCUCCAGCAGCAAACCCACAACACCCAGCGGGUAGAGGGAGCGAGCAGCGGGGCUCGACAUCACCAUGAAGGGGCAGGAACCGUCCUCCUGGAGCCGAGCAGCCGAGCAGCGGAGCGGCUUCUCCUGCUGAGCGGGAGACAGGAGGAGGAGCAGCGGAUGGACGCCAGCCUUGGAUCAGACACCAGCAACAACAACCCUCCUCCGACUGGGAGCAGCUCCGAGUUUAAUCAUUAUUAUGGAAGAGGAGGGUCUUGUUCUGAUCAACAUGGCGGACAACAAAGCCCAGGGACUGGGGUGACAGCGGCGCUCUCGGUACACGGCACCAUGGACCAGGUUCACAACUCCCGCGAAGGCUACAACAACAGCCCGUACAACCACUACCCGAACUACCGACCCGGCAACGGGACCAGUGGAUACGGAGGCUUGAUGAGUCCCUCCCGCCAGGGAAACAACCUGACGGGCCCGGGCAGCGGCAGCUCAGCCGCGGCUAUCCACAGCAAAGCGGCUAUGGCAGCUACCAGCUCCCCGGCUGGAGGCGGCGGCAGCGGAGGAUUCCAGCGGUUUCAGGGGCUGCACCCGUCCGGGGCCACGCCGACUUUGAACCAGUUAUUAACGUCUCCGAGCCCGAUGAUGCGGGGAUACGGAGGAGGAUACACCGACUACAACAGCCCGUCCGCUCCACAGCAGCCCGGCAUGGGACCGGCUAAAGACCUGGGCUCCAUGUUCGGCUCCGCGGCUCGCGGCUGGGGGGGACAUCAGAGAAGCCACCCGGUCAUGAGCCCCGGCAACAACGGGCAGGGCGGCGGCAGGUCCCCGGUGCCGCCCAUGGACCCCAUGGUGAUGAAGCGUUCUCAGCUCUAUGGUGUGAGCAACAACCCGUACUCCCAGCAGCAACAGCAGCAGGGGGCGCCAUACCCGGGUAUACCCUAUAGCACCCCCACCCCCCACAGAUACCAGAUGGGGAUGCCCAGCAGGGGGCAGAUGGGGAAGGGAGGGAUGCAGUACCCUCAGCAACAGAUGAGCUCUCAGUACGAUCCGCAGCAGCAGAACGUGGGCGGUUACUGUCAGCCGGGUCAGCCUCCGUACUUCAGCCCCCCACAGCAGCAGCCCGCCGCCCCCAGCCAGCCCCCAUACAUGCAGCCCCGCCCACUGCCACAACAGGAGGCGCCGCAGGAGGCGUUUGGGGGCCGCAGCCAGUCUGCUGCUAUGACUCCUGGGAAACCAAACCUCGAGGAGAUGAGUCUGAGCCAACAGGAGAGACCGUCCAGUCUCCCG